AUGAAGCCAAGCCGUGCACAACUGGGGCGCCUUUUUAGUCCGUCAGUUAUUGCGAGGAACCACCGCUUCCCCCCGCACCUGCGGCAGGCAGCUUAUCUUGUGCCUGCCGUGCCCGGUAGCGCGUGCCGCGCGGAGGAUGCGAGGCGGUUGUUUGGUCGCUGCUGCAAAGAACUCUCUGAGGGAGCGGACGAACGGCACGGCGCGGACAGCAACUGUGCGGAGUCCGUGUUUGACGAAAGUGUGCACUCUCUGCAGCGCCUUGGUUUGGUGUCGUUUGCACACGACGAACCCGCUUCGGGGGGAGAAGCAGAGGUGCGAAGGCUUUGCCGUGAGCCCGUGAUCACGGUCAGGUUGCAUUCCAUCUUUGUGACCUCUUCACAGAGUACUGAGAGUGAGAAGGAGGCGCUUUUUCAGAUGUUGCAUGGCGUCCUUAUCCCCCUGAUUUUCUCUCGCCUCGCCGCUUCUUCGGCGGCUACUCCAUCAAGGCGGAGUCAGCGUGCGGUGGAGGAAGUUUCGGCGGAGUCGUGUUUUCAUUUGCUGCAGCAAUCGAGAGGAACGUGUUCUAGCGUGAAUGGAACCACGUGUCGUUUUAUGAGCGAUUUAGUGGGUGAGGCCCUGCUCCUUGGGGUUCGUGAGCAGCUGCUGUUCCCCUGCGGAGGUGGCCUCUUCCGACUGCAUCACGGGCUGAUGCAGCAGCCUUCGCCGUGUUUGCUGACGCUGCGGUGGUGGUGGCUGCGGAGAGUAGAUGCGUUUCUGCGCCACGCCGUGAAACCCCGUGCGACGGGCGAGAAUGUGCCGCUUGAGGCCGAGAUCGACGCGGCGCAGGAGCGGGUGCGGUAUUGGAUCAAGAAACAAGACACAUCCCUCCCACAGUUUCUUCUUCGCGCCGCCAUGGACGAAGCCAUGGCGUUGGUGGCGGACGCCGUGCGAUGUUGGCGGCCCCGCUCUUCUGUGCAGGGGCAGCCGACGCCCUCUCUGCCCACCUGGCGACUGCAGCUGUUGGAUGAGGCAAAAGCCGCGCUUGCGUUAGAGACGCUGCAGUCCAUUCGGUCGUUACUCGUUCGGCGACCCGCAGGUAUUUCCUUAAGCGAGUUGUCCACGCUUAUCUCGUGGUCGACGCUGUCGAGCCUCCUUCAAAAGAAAAGCCUCUUGAAGACAUUGACGUCGUUUCCCUCUCAUUUUGUCGUGCACAGUGUCCAAGGUGUGGCGGUGGCGCAGCUUCAACUCGGUUCAACGGCAACGAGCGCCAUCAACGCCGCGGAGGUGGCUGCGUGGGUAUUGGGCAGCAGAAAUGAGUCUGUCACCACCGCGACCACUUUUCUUCAGGAGGUAGAUCUUGUCAUACGAGCAGUGGUGUUUCUGCGGAAGCGACACCUGCUUGAGAGGCGAGUCACGUACGAGGACUUACGUGCAGUUCUUGUACCCGCAAAGGACGCCGACGCCGCCGAGGCCUUCUUGGAUGUCCUGCGCCGCUACGAUGUUGUGUCCGGCGUUGGCGCUUCUGGGAUUCCCUCGUGGUCCUCCGUGCAGCAGCAGAGGGUUUGCUUGUCACAGCGAGAGUCCGCUGCGCUGAACGCGAUUGAAACCGCUCGCAAGCGAAAAGGCAGCAACUAUCAGCUUUAUUCGGAGGCGAUUAAACCGUUUCUUUUUCAGUGCAAUGCGGAGGUGACUGCUGCUGGAAUUGCUGACGCGUCCAUGCCUAUUUUACAUUUGCAACGUUGGCUACAAUCCGAGCGUCUCUCUUUAAAUCAGGCAGACCUCGUUAAGGUGCUGCGCGAGGUUUCACUUCCAUUUGCAGUGGAUGAGAAGGCGCAAUGCAUUCGUUUCAGUGGUGGAAAAGUGUCGGGACUCUCGCCAGCUCUCGUGCCGCCGCCUCGAGAAUCUUCAAAAACCUCAACGUUGCCUUCACUAACGCCUCCGCCGCCUCCGCCGCCGCCGCCGCCGCCGUCGCCGCCUUCAGCGUCCGUGGUUGCGGCUCAGAAGUUAACAUUUGAUUCACAGUUGGCGCGUGUAUUAAACGGGCAACAGCCGGAUGCUCUGCUACGCUUUGCGGAGGCCACGAUUCAUGCGGUCUUUGCGCUCCUUUUGCCGCUGGUUUCUGCUCCGUCUGGGAUGCGGCUACAGACGCUGCUUCGCCGCGUCCGCUGGGGGUCCGUGGCCGCAACACUUGGCGUCCUCCCGUCUUUUCUAGAGGCGUUUGAAGGCCUGUUUUUCGACGUCUUCGUCGACAGCAGCGGACAAGUGGAGGGCACAGUGGUGGCGGCGUAUCGCGGCCAUGUGGGGUCUUGGCUUCUGUACGCGCGCCUGAUUUCACGCCUUUUCCCUUCGGGCGUGGACAUUCCACUGCGAAUUAUUGCUGAGGGACUAUCGUGGGGUGUGUGGUUUGCCCCCCGCUUUGGCGAUCUUCCCACGCUGCUGCGGCGUGUGGGGCGCUCCUGUCGAGGCGGGUACCUGCUUGCGCAGAGGGAGAGGGAGACGGCUGCUGGGCCGCCUGCGAAGGAUGAUGCGGUACUGUGGGAACUCUUGGAAAACGUGAGAAGGCGGGAGGGCGAUAAACAGCAACAGCAACGACAAGAAAACAAUGUCGUGGCUGAAGCUCAGAAAUACGUGUUACUUCACCCAACGGAUUUCUGUCAAUACCUGUCUGGCACGAAUGAGGCGGAUGACAAGGGCGACGGUGGCUGGAUGCAACUUGCAGAAGUGGCUGUCCGACGUUUUCCAUUGUUCUUUCAAUGGUCUAGUGCCGCAGCAGAUUCGACGCCGCUUCUGCGUGUUGCAUUGGCGUGCGCCCCUGUACCUAAUGGAGUUGUGGAAUUGGUGGAAGGCUACGUUUGUCCGCUGCUGCGGCAGCGCCCCGGGCCUGGUAUCAGCGUGGCGGAGCUUGAUGUCCGCCUUGGCUGGUCCCGCGGUAACUUUGACACACAUCCUGCCGGCCUAGCCGCUCUUGGCGCUGCCGCCAGUGGCACGUCACUGUACGGUGUUAUUAAACGGUACGUGGAGGUCGAACACCCGCCGCGGCUUCUGCUGCUGCAGGAGGCCACCCAGGCAACCGCGCAUGACGCCGCGAGGGUGCGACCCAAUGCUGCCAUCUAUCAAAGUCCGGAGGACAUGCUGCUGGAGGUGAAUGGCCUGGAAUACGCGGCUAGUGAGAGGGACACGCUGCUGCGUCCCUCCGGCAAGCCCAUCUCUCUGUUUGAGCUGUUGGCCGAGGAGCAGGAGCUGCAGGGAGGUGAAGUGGGCCGCACUCUACCUCGAACAGAAGAGUGGGGUGUCUCGCUCUUGUGUGAUGGAAAAACAGUUGCCGAGUGGGAAAAGGAGUUAACAGAUGGCAGUGGCGACGUUCUGGUCUGGUGUGAGUCCUGA
Messenger RNA from Trypanosoma conorhini, 3363 nucleotides. RefSeq lists its product as uncharacterized. The record is from RefSeq and is a predicted model, not a curated record. Lineage: Eukaryota; Euglenozoa; Kinetoplastea; Trypanosomatida; Trypanosomatidae. The coding region runs from base 1 to 3363 and encodes 1120 amino acids. The transcript has a single exon.